AUGACGUGUUUGACGUGUCAAAUUUGACAUUUGUGAACAUUUGCCACUGUUAUAUUUUAAUUACAUAUUAUUAAAUUUAAAAAUCCAAAUGAGUGUGUAUAUUAAAAAAAUAUAAUCUUUAACUGUCAAUAAAUAAAGUCCCAUAAUUAUAAAGACUAGUCCUUAAAUUAUAAAUAUGAAAUGUUAUCUAGAAGAAAAGGAAAAGUGCCUGAAAGUGAUCAUUCAGUGCUAAUCGGAAAUAAUAGUUUCUACACUCAACACAACAAUAUCAAUUACGUAAAUUCCGCUUAUCCAAAUAAUGUCACUCCCGACUACUAUUUAGAAGAAGAAGAUCAUAUUGAAGAGUGUGAACCAGAAUACAUAAUGACUGCAAGGGACAGAACCAGUGAAUUUGUAAAUACAAUUCAAACCCUACAGGGAAGAAAUAUUGCCAGGGCUGUGGCAGCCAGGGAUCCCCGAAGAUCAAAGGUUAUACAAAGCCAUUCAGAGUUUAUGCUUAUUGCAAAGAAUAUUGGAAAGAAUAUUGCCAACACAUACUCCAAAUUAGAGAAACUCACAUUGUUGGCAAAGCGAAAGUCGUUAUUUGACGACAGAACUGCCGAAAUCCAGGAACUGACCUAUAUGAUAAAAGGCGACUUGAGCAGCUUAAACCAGCAGAUAGCCCAGCUGCAAGAUGUUUCAAAACGCCAGCGGGCCCAAGUCAGGGGCAAACAUCUCCAGUCGCACUCCAGCAGCGUCGUGUUGGCCCUGCAAUCGAAACUGGCAAGCAUGUCGUCCGACUUCAAGCAAAUAUUGGAGGUCCGUACCGAGAAUCUGCGACACCAGAAGUCGCGACGGGACCAGUUCUCUCAGGGCGGUUUGCCGCCGCCGAACGUUACCAACCAGAACCAAGGAUUGUUAUACCAGGAACAGGAUCAGGUAAGCAUCAAUCUGGAGAGUUCCGCGCUGCUGCCGCAGCAACCGCAACAGUCGCAGCUUCAAGCGGCGUUGAUGUACGAUGAGACGGAUAAUUAUCUGCAAAGUCGGGCCGAGACUAUGCAGAAUAUCGAGUCGACGAUCGUAGAAUUGGGAGGAAUUUUCUCACAACUGGCUCAUAUGGUAAAAGAACAAGAGGAGAUGGUAGAUAGAAUCGACAGUAAUGUGGAAGACGCACAGUUGAAUAUCGAAGCGGCCCACGCUCAAAUUUUAAAAUACUUUCAGUCGGUUUCCUCAAACAGGUGGCUCAUGAUAAAGAUAUUUGGAGUUUUGAUAUUCUUCUUUAUAUUCUUUGUGGUAUUUCUAGCGUAAUAUAAUAUAAAUACAUUGUGGGAACUGAAGGUGUAUAUAACUAUUAUGACCAAUCAGUGACUUUGUGUAUAUUUUUACUUUUAAUGUUUUGUAUAUAAUAUUUAUCAUAUAUUGUUGGCAAUUAAUAAACAUUUAUAAGUAA
This is a messenger RNA of Aethina tumida (small hive beetle), 1429 nucleotides long. Its product is annotated as syntaxin-5. Gene Ontology annotation, biological process: vesicle fusion; intracellular protein transport; endoplasmic reticulum to Golgi vesicle-mediated transport. The transcript has 4 exons. The record is from RefSeq and is a predicted model, not a curated record. Gene Ontology annotation, molecular function: SNARE binding; SNAP receptor activity. The coding region runs from base 181 to 1287 and encodes 368 amino acids. Gene Ontology annotation, cellular component: Golgi membrane; SNARE complex; endomembrane system. Lineage: Eukaryota; Metazoa; Arthropoda; Insecta; Coleoptera; Nitidulidae.